AUGGUGCAGGUUCCAAUUAAUUCAAAGUCUAAUUCAUUUUUAUUGCCUAUAGAGCUACCCAGUUCAGCACAUGAUGUAAGGGCCUCCACACUUGGUAAUCUUUCUUCUCCUAUUGGUUCCCCUCCAUUAAAUUCUAAUAAUUCUCUUCCUUUAAGUGAUGCACCUAUUUACUCACCGAGUCUUCCCUCAAACUCAAAUUCCAUUUCAAAUUUAAAUUCUCACUCCAUUGUUAAUUCCCCUCCUAAUAAUGACAAUUCAAUUCUUCCCCAACAUGAUAAUAUUGCUCAUAACGUUACUAAUUCUAGUGGUCUAGAAUCAGUUGUGCAUUUGGCAGGUAAUCAAAGAGGCAAUCCCAGUCAUGGCCGUAAUGACACAAGAUACAAUCUUCGCCCAAAACCCCCACCAAAUCCCAAGUAUACUAUUCCUCAUGCACUUUUGACAGAAGCUACCUCUCAACAUGAGCCCACAUGUUUCUCUGAAGCCAAUAAGCACAAGCAUUGGCGAGCAGCAAUGAAUGAUGAGCUCAAUGCACUGAUACAUAAUGGCACAUGGUCUCUUGUUCCAUAUAAUCCUUCUAUGAAUGUUGUUGGUUGCAAGUGGGUCUUUCGUGUCAAACGCAAGGUGGAUGGUACUAUAGAUCGCUACAAAGCAAGGUUGGUUGCUAAGGGUUUUCAUCAACAAGAGGGCGUUGAUUACACUGAGACAUUCAGUCCUGUUGUAAAAGCCACCACCAUUCGCAGGAGUAUUAUUAUUUAUGUUCUCAUAUACGUUGAUGAUAUCAUCAUCACUGGAAAUAACGGUGCUGCCAUUAACAAUGUCAUCUCCACUAUAAGCUUGCAAUUCGCUUUGAAGGACCUAGGCAAGUUGCAUUACUUUUUGGGUAUUGAGGUGAUCCCACAAUCUGGAGGUCUUCUUCUCUCUCAACGAAAAUACAUCCUUGAUCUUCUCAAACGAUCUGAUUUGGCAGACAUGAAGCCCACUCAUACUCCUAUGGCCUCAUCCACCAAGCUUAGUAAAAUUGGUGGCGAACCACUUGCUAAUCCACAACAAUACCGAAGCAUUGCAGGUGCCCUUCAAUAUGUAACUUUAACCCGCCCGGAACUUGCCUUUUCUGUCAACAAGGUGUGUCAAUUCAUGUACAACCCCACCACUGAGCAUUGGACAGCAGUUAAAAGAAUCCUUCGAUACCUCAAGCACACUCUUUCCCAUUGUCUUUUCCUAAGCAAAUCUCCCUCUAAUGGCAUUCAAGCCUUUUGUGAUGCAGAUUGGGCUGGAUGUCCAGAUGAUCGCCAAUCAACUGGUGGCUAUGUAAUUUAUCUUGGUUGUAAUCUAGUAUCGUGGUCUGCCAAAAAGCAACCGACUGUUGCUAGAUCUUCCACCGAGGCCUAA
This is a messenger RNA of Prunus avium (sweet cherry), 1389 nucleotides long. The record is from RefSeq and is a predicted model, not a curated record. NCBI's taxonomy places the organism in Eukaryota, Viridiplantae, Streptophyta, Magnoliopsida, Rosales, Rosaceae.